Chaetomium fimeti is the source of this 1163-nucleotide messenger RNA. RefSeq names its product Got1/Sft2-like family-domain-containing protein. Gene Ontology annotation, cellular component: endoplasmic reticulum; Golgi cis cisterna; COPII-coated ER to Golgi transport vesicle. Bases 278 to 700 code for a protein of 140 amino acids. Gene Ontology annotation, biological process: retrograde transport, endosome to Golgi; endoplasmic reticulum to Golgi vesicle-mediated transport. The record is from RefSeq and is a predicted model, not a curated record. The transcript is spliced from 4 exons. NCBI's taxonomy places the organism in Eukaryota, Fungi, Ascomycota, Sordariomycetes, Sordariales, Chaetomiaceae.
AAAAUAAGGGGGCCCAGAGUUGCAAUUGUUGCCCAAUCAGAGGCUUUCGCUUUGACUUGCCUGCCGGGCCAAGGAUCCUGGCAACGGCAAUCUGUCGCCUUGGCAGCUUGAGGUUGUUAGCCCUUGUCGGUGUCUCGAAUUGCGCGGCGCAACAAGACUCGAAAAAAAAAGAGAACAAUUUCCUCCUCUUCUGCUUACAAUCUCCAUCUUCAACGCCUGCGCCGGGUAUACCGACAUACCAUCCGACCCUCUGUUCACCCCCUUCCAUUCAGCCAAGAUGCCGACCAUGUGGAUGUCAGACUCGCAAAAAAUCGGGGUCGCUUUCUGCUCCGGCGGCGGCUUCUUCCUCAUAGCCGGCGUCCUCCUCUUCUUCGACCGCGCCAUGCUCGCAAUGGGCAACAUCCUCUUCCUAAUCGGCCUCACCAUCAUCAUCGGCCCGCAAAAGACCGCCCUCUUCUUCGCGCGCAAGCAGAAGCUCAAGGGCACGGCGGCCUUCUUCGCGGGGCUGGCGCUGAUCCUGCUGCGGUGGCCGCUGGUCGGCUUCCUGGUCGAGCUGUACGGCAUCCUGGUGCUGUUUGGCGACUUUUUGGGCACCAUCGCCUCCUUUGCGCGCAACGUGCCUGUUGUUGGGCCGUAUGUCGGGAUGGUGGUUGAUCGGGUGGGUUUGGGCGAGCGGCGGAAUGCCGAGUUGCCUGUUUGAGUUUGAGGGGGGUGGUGGUGGGUGUGUGUAAUAUAUAUGUGUGUAGGUGUGUGGGUGCGUUUGGGUGAUGGGGGUACUGGACGGAGUUUGGGGGUGAGGGAGGAGUAGGGGUGCGGGUUGAGGGCUGGCUGGUCACGGCGGCGAGGAUGUUUUACGGUUGCAUCGACGACUCGAAAGACUGGACGAUAUAUCGGGCUUGGGGUUCCUGGACGAGGCGCUUUAAUUACUGGUUUGUUUCGCACACCACCUGGCGCAGAGGAUACGGGAAAAGGGAAUGAUUUGGGACGAUUUUAUACGAGUCACUAGCCGGUUCCUCGCGGAAAGGGGCAUCAAGGCGGCGUUGGGCGACGUUGAUACCAAUGUUAUAAUACGGGGCGGGGGAGUUACCAUUCAAAGCGGGAUUGUAUGGACGAGAAGACUGGGGACACUCAUAGAAAAUGGACAGAAUUGGUCACUAGGGGGG